GACAUGCUGUGGGAGGAGCUGUGACCCCCCCCCCACAGGCUGUGGGGGGAGCUUGGCAGGAGAGGGGGGAGUUGAGACACUCCCCUGACAAGUUGUGGGGGGAGCUUGGCAGGAGAGGGGGGGGAGUUGAGACACUCCCCUGACUGGCUGUGGAGAAACAGAGUCCCCCCUCAUAGGCAGCAGGGCUGGAGAGGGGUGAGCCCAGGACCUGAGUGCAAUUGCCCCUGCGCUGGGAGAAGUCCUAGCCUCUCUCAGCCUGGGCCUCACUAUGGGUCUGGAUGAGACCUGGAUCUCGCUUCUGCUGAUGGUUGGCACCAUGAUGUUGGUAGGAGGGUGCCGGAAGCUAACCCGACGCCAAAUGCACUCCCGACGCCUUCACCCUCGCACGUUUCUCCUGGAGCUGUUUGCCACUUUCCAAAUCUGUGCCUGCACCAAUGAGCUCCGGCUGCUGGCCAAUGUGCAGCCCAAGCCACACGUUGCCCUCACCCUCACCUAUGUUUUUACUGUCCUGCAUGGAUUGACUCUGACUGGCAGCACAUGCAACCCCUGUGGCACCCUGCAACAAAUCUUGGAUGGUGGGAUCUCAGUCAAACAGGGCGGGCUGAAGAUUGGAGCCCAGUUUGCUGGUGCAGUGCUGGCCAGAAUUUACAUGCACUGUAUCUGGUCCAUGGGGAUCAUCAAGGUGCACUCUGAGGCACUGGCCGAGGGCUGCUGUAAUCCUAUCCAAACCACCGAGACCCAGGCUUUUUGCAUAGAGCUGCUCUUCUCCACUGUGUUCCAGCUGACCAUACUUCAAUUUGAGGCAGUUAAACCCAGGCUCAGAGUCCACCUAAUUGCUCUUCUCAUUACUAUGCUGGUGUAUGGAGGAGGAAACCUCACUGGAGCAAUAUUUAACCCAGCAUUGGCCUUUUCAUUACAUGCAAGUUGUUUCCAUGACAAAUUCUGGGAUUAUUCACUAGUGUAUUGGAUGGCCCCUUCCUUAGGUUCAGUACUUGUGGCCAUUGUGUGGGGUGAAAUCCUUCCUCUGAUAUUCUGAGAUAUUUUAAAAUGGUGAACUCUAGAACUACAUGUGUUAAAAAGAGACUCU
Molecule: messenger RNA, 1087 nt
Organism: Trachemys scripta elegans
Lineage: Eukaryota; Metazoa; Chordata; Testudines; Emydidae
Gene: AQP11
Product: aquaporin 11
Exons: 3
Coding region: 269-1036 (255 amino acids)
Biological process (GO): transmembrane transport
Cellular component (GO): cytoplasm; membrane
Molecular function (GO): channel activity
Source: RefSeq, a predicted model, not a curated record